Messenger RNA from Xiphias gladius (swordfish), 2150 nucleotides. Its product is annotated as BTB/POZ domain-containing protein KCTD12-like. The transcript has a single exon. NCBI's taxonomy places the organism in Eukaryota, Metazoa, Chordata, Actinopteri, Istiophoriformes, Xiphiidae. Gene Ontology annotation, biological process: protein homooligomerization; regulation of G protein-coupled receptor signaling pathway. The record is from RefSeq and is a predicted model, not a curated record. Gene Ontology annotation, cellular component: presynaptic membrane; postsynaptic membrane. Gene Ontology annotation, molecular function: protein binding. The coding region runs from base 512 to 1306 and encodes 264 amino acids.
CGGGCCAGCUGUUUCCACGUUUCCAGUCUUUAUUCUACGAGGAGCGAAAACCAGCCGCUGGCUACGGCCCCGUAGCUGCACGCGGAUGUUCGCUAUCAAUCUUCUCGUCUGCCUCUCGGCAAGACAACAAAAUCUCUCUAAACUUUUCCUUGAACGUGCUCCAGUAGCCCACUUGAAGGCCCGCUCGCACCGCUACCUGACUACUACGAUGUCAGCACGGCGUCGAGAUACUCACGAGGCUUGAAAGGAGGACGCCGAGGCGUACGGGAAGUCCUUGAAGGCAGCACUACUUUUUCGUCGGCGCUUUCCACUGAACAGUUAAAGUCUCUGCCGGCCGCCCUUCUCCUCCUCCUCCCACUCCGCCGGAGCAAUAUAAACAUUUCUGUACGGCGAGGAUACUCCCCAACUGUCCGCGCUUGAUAGGACACCUACAGGAACACUACCGGGAUUCAAGUAGCAAUAAUUAAAAAAAAUAAAUAAAUAAAAAAAAAAAGAACAGAGAGGGAGAGAGAUGGCAAAAGCCGACAGCCAAAGUUCAAGUUUCCCUGAGAUAGUGGAGCUGAACGUGGGGGGGCAGGUGUACGUGACCCGACUCGAAACUCUCACGGCGGUCCCCAACUCUCUCCUGUGGGCCAAGUUCGGCCAGAGCUCCGCGGGCGACCUGCCCAAAGACAGCAAGGGCCGCUUCUUCUUCGACCGGGACGGCUUUCUGUUCCGCUACAUUCUGGAUUACUUGCGGGACUCCGAGCUUUUCCUGCCCGAGCUCUUCAAAGAGAGGAGGAGGCUGCAGAGAGAGGCGGACUUCUUCCAGCUGCCGGAGCUGUCGAGGCGCCUGGCGGCGGCCGGCAACGACAGCGCGCACACGGAGGACGGCGGGGAGCCGGAGGAGGCUGAGCUCCGCAGCCCGGCCAGCUCUCCCGCGGACCGGGCCCAGCGCUCCCCCGGGGCCGACUCCGGCUACGUCACCAUCGGGUACAGAGGCAGCUACACCAUCGGGAGGGACAUCCAGUCGGACGCCAAAUUCCGCAGGGUCGCCAGAAUAACAGUCUGCAGCAAGAUCUCUCUGGCCAAGGAGGUUUUUGGGGAAACCCUGAACGAGAGCCGCGACCCGGACCGGCCGCCGGACAAGUACACCUCCAGGUAUUACCUCAAGUACAACUUUCUGGAGCAGGCGUUCGACCGGCUGGCCGAGGCUGGCUUCCGCAUGGUGGCGUGCAGCUCCACUGGGACCUGCUCGUACGGCAGCAACGACCCGGGGGACGACAAACUGUGGACCAGCUACAACGAGUACGUGUUCUGCCGAUGAGCGGAGCCGAACCUGCUCCCUGGGUGCAGGGGUACAUCCGUCAUCGCGACGCACCGCGACGGAGGCCGGGAGCAAUCAUCGGAGAACACGGUCUCUUGCAUUAAUUGACAGCCCGGACGAGCAGUUUCAGCCCUAGUCUAGUUUCAGUUUCUCCUGUUUUCGCCCCUCUCUGCGCCGCGCUUCGGGGUCAAGCUGCAGCCAGGCUGAACUUUUCUGCCACUUGAGGAGAGCUGAGCUCCGCACCCGAACAUACAUCCCAUUGGCUACUGAGGGGAUUCACUGAUGUAUAUCCUUACCUGGGCGGUUUUAGUUGCCGAUCUGGCCUCGCGUCCUUUGUUGAUUUGUCCCUGAGUAAAUGACACAAAUGGUCACCCAGUUUGGCAGAAAUUUUAGGAGCUGGUUCCUUUUUGAUCCCCGCUGAGCUCUGCUUGCAUUGUCAUGUUACUGUCGAGAAGCUACUGAUGUUCUGAACACCUUAACUGGGACACAUGUAAGGCAAAUACCCCGAUACACCUUCUGUGUUCCUCUCAUGAUUUUCCAGUCAUUAAUUUUGGCAGGUGGUGGAUAAGGAAGACGGUAAAUUGUUUCUUUGAAAUGAUCAUUUUUAUAAUUUUUUUUUUUUUAAUUUGAAUAUAUUGACCACACAUACAGAAUCACUGCUUUCAGGAUUACACAUUCGAACUUUGUCACAAUGCUGCCUUGUUAUGUGCCAUCUAUGAACUGUUGUCAUAGUGUUUUCUUCAGAUAUCAAGCUACGGCAAAUAAAGUGAAACACUAUCCACCUCGUCGUCCCCUUGAGUUCACUGUAACUAUUUAAGAUCUGUGUGUUCUUCAAAUACACUUA